Sinocyclocheilus anshuiensis is the source of this 3941-nucleotide messenger RNA. Its product is annotated as collagen type IV alpha-3-binding protein-like. Gene Ontology annotation, biological process: ER to Golgi ceramide transport. The record is from RefSeq and is a predicted model, not a curated record. Gene Ontology annotation, molecular function: lipid binding. The transcript is spliced from 17 exons. NCBI's taxonomy places the organism in Eukaryota, Metazoa, Chordata, Actinopteri, Cypriniformes, Cyprinidae. Bases 369 to 1988 code for a protein of 539 amino acids.
CAAAACUUUAAAACCCAGAAGAUAAUCGUGAAACGCGUGUGUACAAGCGACAGCAGUCACAGUAUGUCAGAACAACAGUGUAUUGUUGCUGUAGACACGCAGUGUUGAUUUCACUUCUAGUGCAGUACUGGUCACGUGAAUCUCUUGGAGCGAGGGUCAAAGACUUGAAGGCAAACGCGAUCGCUGCAUGUCAUUUGUUUGAUCAGAUGUUUGAUACCGGAGUAGGAUGGGCUUUCGCACCUGGCACUGUUUACAUCAGAGCUUAAGCGAUUUAUAAACUAGUGUUUGUGUUUAGUCUGUUUAAAUUAUAACGCGAUCUAGUCAAAUUAAAAACAGGACGAGUGCGGACUUUUUUCCUAUUUUUCCUGAUGUCGGACUGCAGCUCGUCGGGUUCAGAUGAGGAUUUGGACCCGGAGUUAGAGCUGCUGGACGAGCUCGGCGGCACGCUCAGUAAGUGGACAAACUACAUUCAUGGAUGGCAGGACCGCUGGAUUGUGCUGAAGGGCAAUAUUCUGAGUUACUACAGGUCAGCAGAUGAGAAAGAGUACGGCUGUAGAGGGUCCAUCUGUCUCAGCAAGGCUGUCAUCACGCCUCAUGAGUUUGAUGAAUGCCGUUUUGACAUCAGUGUGAACGACAGCGUCUGGUACCUGAGGGCUGAACAUCCUUUGCUCCGGCAGCAGUGGAUCGAUACCGUUGAACUUCACAAGUUAGCAUCUGAUGAUGAGGAAGAUUUUCCAACCUCACGGCCAGAUGGAGAUUAUCUGCUUAACAACAACAACAGCAGCAAAGAGAAAUUAUUCUCUGUGGACAGCCUCAAAGGUUCCUUAGGCAUCGAUUUCAAAGGUGAAGCCAUCACGUUUAAAGCUACUACAGCAGGAAUCCUGUCCACACUGUCCCACUGCAUCGACAUUUUGGUCAAAAAAGAAGAGAGCUGGCAAAGACGACUUGAUAAGGAAAUUGAAAGGAGAAGACGUGCUGAAGACGCCUAUAAAGCUGCACUGACAGAGCUGAAGAAGAAGCCUCAUUAUGGAGGACCAGACUAUGAAGAAGGACCAAACAGUCUGAUCAAUGAAGAGGAGUUCUUCGAUGCUGUGGAAGCUGCAUUGGAUAAGCAUGACCAGAUCGAAGAGCAAUCCCAGGCAGAAAGGAGCAGGGCAUCUCGACAGAUCUUCCUCCCUCCAGACACCCAUUCCUCCAUCAGCACUCAGAAAUACUUGACUAAGCCUCACAGUCAUACUUCCUCCUUGUCCUCCAUUGACCUCAUAAGUGCCUCCGAUGACGUGCACCGGUUCAGUGCUCAGGUUGAGGAGAUGGUGCAGAGCCACAUGACUUAUUCUUUACAGGAUGUGGGUGGAGAUGCUAACUGGCAGCUGGUUGUUGAAGAAGGGGAUAUGAAGGUGUACAGGAGAGAGGUGGAGGAGAACGGCAUCGUUCUGGAUCCUCUCAAAGCUACUCAUGCUGUCAGAGGGGUCACAGGUCACGAGGUCUGCCACUACUUUUGGGACACAGCUUUUCGGAACGACUGGGAGACAACUGUUGAAAGCUUUCAAGUGGUUGAGACACUCUCGGAUAAAGCGGUCAUCAUUCAUCAGACACAUAAGAGGGUAUGGCCUGCUUCCCAGAGAGAUGUGCUUUACGUAUCGGUUAUCCGUAAAAUUCUCUCCACCAAUGAGAAUGAUCCAGACACCUGGCUGGUGUGCAACUUCUCAGUGGAUCAUGACAGCUAUCCACCCUCUGCUAGAUGCAUUCGUGCCAAAAUCAAUGUAGCCAUGAUCUGUCAAACUUUAAUCAGCCCACCAGAGGGAGACAAAGAGAUCACCAGAGACAACAUCCUCUGUAAAAUCACAUAUGUAGCCAAUGUAAAUCCUGGUGGUUGGGCCCCUGCAUCAGUCUUACGAGCCGUAGCCAAGAGAGAAUACCCCAAAUUCCUCAAACGCUUCACCUCGUAUGUUCAAGAGAAGACCAGCGAUGAGGCUAUUCUCUUUUGAGCAACACCAGGUUGUUCAAUCUACAUUUCCAGUUUGCUUUCCGACCCUAAUGAAGAAACGCCUUAUACACAUCACUCACAACAAAGAGCUGCUCUGCCCAAGUGCUCUUGACACUCUUUAGAAACCUUUUCAAACCGUAUCCAUACAGACUGAACAACAGCAAAAAUGGUACAAAGUCUGUAAAAGCACAUUUGAAAAGCACAAACACACUAGAAAAACCAACACAGCCUGUUCAUCUUUAAAAGGCCUUACUUGUUUUUCCCUAAAUGAGCUGCGGCUCUGGUUUUGUUAGUGUUUUACAUUUUUGUAAAUAUUUGAUCAUAGUUUGAGGUCUGACUAUGGUCUUGAUGAGAUAUAUAUAUAUAUAUAUACUGUAAACUUGAUGCCUUGAUCUAAUCCCAGCAUUAUCUCAGCUGUACGUGAGCUUUUUUCACUGGCCUUGUCCAAUAGCCAUUUCUCUUAGGAAGACCCUUUCUAGCCCCGAUGAUCAAGAUGACGUCAAACUUAAGAUCUCUUAAGAUCUUUUGUACAGUAAGUUAAUCUAAAUGUUUACGAUUAUUUACAUGUGAAGGCAUUACACAUUUUGAUUCUUGUAAUUCACAAAUGUGGCUUUAGGCAAAGUGUACAUUUAUUGGGAACUGCUUUUAUAAGACAAUAAUCAAAGUAUAGGGUAUUUUGGUAGGCCUGUGAAAAGUUGUUAGUGACUUAAUAGACCAUAAUUGCCUUCCUUUUCUUUUCUCUUGUAUUUUAAUUUUAUUUCUUGUUUUUAAGUUUGUUUGUUUGUUUUGUUUUAAUUUUCCAGAAGUUUCCAAAAUAAUCAUUUCUGCAGAUAGGUGGCACUUUAUUGCACACUUGCCUUUUUGGGCCCUAUAACAGUUUAAACAACGUCAUUCCACUUCUGGUUCAUCACUACCUAUUGGGCUUCCAUCUACAAAAUCUAUGUAGAAUUACUGCAGUAGUGCCAUCUAUGCUUAUGAAAGAGAGGGAAUUUCACCGUUUAAUAUCACUUUCUGUGGUCUAAUUCACUAUAUGGAGGAGGUAAUGAAUCAAGGACGUUUUUAACUAUCAGUAGUCUUAAAGGGAUAGUUCAUCCAAACAUGACAAUCAUAUGUAAAAUUUUCUCACCCUCAUGUUGUUCCAAACUUGAACGACUGACUUUCAUUAGUGGAACAAAAAAAUAAAAUAUUUUGAGAUGUUUUUCUCCAUACAAUGGCCAUCAAUGGUAACCAAAUUCUGCUGGGUUACCAACAUUCUUCGAAAUGUUUGUAUGUUCUUUUGAAAGCAUUUCAGGGUUGGAACAACUUGAGUAAAUGAUUUGUAUUUGUGAGUGAACUAUCCCUUUGAGGUCAUGAUUUCUUAGAUGAUGCAUCAUAUGUUGAAUUUGUGUUUUCUGUAACAUUGUUUGCACUAAACAAUCUGAUUUUUUUUUUUAAUCCCACCAUAGUCUUUCCAUACUAAUACUUGAGUUCAGAAUGCCUGAUUUUAAGUUAUACAUUUAUUGCAUCACUUGCCUCCCACUACAAAUUUGCUGCUGCAGUUCUGCUUCAAGCACUUUUAUAUUUAGUUUAAUAGUGUGAAACACUGUUCAUGACUGCAAGAACAAGAAACUUUCUGAACUUUGAUUUUAUUUUGAGAUUGAUCUACAAAUGUUGAAUGCUUUUUGGAAAAAAAUGUUUUGUAAAUGAGUUAUUUCUACAUGUAUCACCAACUUAUUAAUGAAACCACAUUUUAUGAAACAAAAGCAAAACUUUCACGUUUUCUUUUUAUGUUUCUGCCUAUAGUUUGUUAAUCUCACUUAAGGAUGAUUUUCUGUGUUGAGGUUCAUACAGGAAGAAUAUCUCACUGUACAGUGCAAUAAAUUUUUCAAUAUCCUAUAAACUCACUGUACUGUGUACAACAGUGUGGGAACAUUUCCAAUCACACUGAGCGCGGAUGACUGACAAAUUGGCCGAU